AGGUAUUAACUAUUCGCUUUUUCACCAGACAGAUGCCAAAAAUAAAAUAGGAAUCGAAAUCGCACGUACAGCUUCCAUGUGCCUGAGACGUUUCAGACGGUUGUCGUUACCUAUGAUGCAGUUCUACGGUAGGCCGUGCACAACGGAGACUUCAAGACGCUCAGCCCAACCCAACUAGACUGGCUUACUGUGCCGAUUCUGAGUGGUAUCGUCAAAGAUGUUGAAGAUUCGUGUAACGAUGUUCAUCGCCUUCCAACGCGCGUUAGCUCAGGCGUCUGCCUCAAAUGUUCAGGUUCUACGACUUCCAAGCGCCAUAGUGCAUUCACACCAUGGCCACGAGAUCAUUCUUGACCUGAUAAAGUCUCUCCGGGGGACCUCGGAGCUGACUAUCUGUCGAAAACAGUUUCAUCGGUUUGGUAUCGAGUUUGUGAUGACCAGUGUUGCGUUCACAAGAGUCAUCAACCUCGCCGCUCGGGCUGGAACCCCUGCCGAUCUCAUGCUCUUCGCGACGCACCUACAUCGCGCGUGCUACGCUUGUGACGCGCCUGCAAUCAUCGAGCUCUACUCCAAAAAUUUCUUGUGGGACUCAGUGACCGCGUGCGAAUUGCGGGCGGUCGCAUGGGCAGCCUACUACAUCCCACCAACGUCCUCCGGACACAGAUGGGAAAGCCCCGGAGAUGCUGAAGUGCAUGCCCGCUUCGGAGAUGGACAUCUCAGUUGGCGAGAUGGGAGAGACAGGGACCAUCGGGACCGAACUAUCAUGACCCGCUCCGGCAACUGCACUUUAUCCACCGUUCACAUAGGAUCGUCACUAGAUAUCAAGACCGUAAUCACUGACAACCGGAAAUCAGAUUGGUGAACACGCUGGUGCACCACAAUAACGGAUACCAUGGGACUGAUAUAAGGGCCCGCCUCAACUGAGUCACAUCCCUGGCAGGUGGUCGCUCGGAAACUGUGGACUUGAAAAAAAAUUAUGUCUACCUGCGCUACC
Messenger RNA from Phanerochaete carnosa HHB-10118-sp, 991 nucleotides. RefSeq lists its product as uncharacterized. Lineage: Eukaryota; Fungi; Basidiomycota; Agaricomycetes; Polyporales; Phanerochaetaceae. The transcript has 4 exons. Bases 218 to 859 code for a protein of 213 amino acids. The record is from RefSeq and is a predicted model, not a curated record.